GCGCUUCUGCCUUACGCUCUCCGCUUCGCUUCCUUCUUACCGCAACCACCCAACUCUCUAAAGUACGUACGACUGCCAAAGAGACAGACAUACAGACUCGGCGUGUGCGUGUGCGUGUGUGUGUGUGUUGACAGCGGCGCUAAUUAAUGACAACGUCCAAGAACGCCACCCCCAGCGACGCCGAGAAGCAAACCGGCGAUCCGGAGGCGGAGGAGGACAGAUGUCCGGUGGAGGAGGUGGCCCUUGUGGUGCCCGUGACCGACGACCCCUCCCUCCCCGUGAUGACUUUUCGCGCUUGGUUCCUGGGUCUAACCUCUUGCACAGUCCUCAUCUUCCUCAACACCUUCUUCAUCUACCGGACUCAGCCCUUGACCAUCUCCGCGAUUCUCAUGCAAAUUGCUGUCUUGCCCGUUGGCAGGUUCAUGGCCACCACUCUCCCCACCAGGACCUACUCCCUCUUUGGCUGGACCUUCAGCCUCAACCCCGGCCCCUUCAAUAUGAAGGAGCACGUCAUCAUCACUGUCAUGGCCAACUGCGGGGUGUCCAUCGGCGGCGGCGAUGCUUACUCCAUCGGUGCCAUUACUGUCAUGAAGGCCUUCUACAAGCAAAGCUUGAAUUUCUUGUGCGCCCUCCUAAUUGUCUUGACCACCCAGAUACUGGGAUAUGGAUGGGCUGGGAUGUUGAGGAGGUAUCUGGUUGAUCCUGUUGAAAUGUGGUGGCCUUCAAACCUUGCUCAGGUUUCUCUUUUUAGGGCACUCCAUGAAAAGGAAACGAAAGCACAAGGCAUGAGCAGGAUGCGAUUUUUCCUGGUGUUCUUUGCUGCAAGCUUUGCCUAUUACGCACUUCCAGGAUAUCUAUUCCCAAUUUUGACAUUCUUCUCAUGGGUGUGUUGGGCGUGGCCACAUAGCAUCACCGCUCAACAAAUUGGUUCUGGUUACCAUGGGCUUGGGGUGGGUGCCUUCACCCUUGAUUGGGCAGGGAUCUCUGCUUAUCAUGGAAGUCCAUUGGUGACCCCCUGGUUCUCCAUUCUAAAUGUUGGGGUUGGCUUUAUUAUGUUCAUAUACAUAAUUGUCCCUUUGUGUUACUGGAAGUUCAAUACUUUUGAUGCCCGCAAGUUUCCCAUAUUCUCUAAUCAGCUGUUUACUGGUACUGGCCAAAAGUAUGAUACCACAAAGAUCUUGACUCCACACUACGACCUCAACAUCCCUGCCUAUGAUAGUUACGGGAAGCUCUAUCUUAGCCCUCUCUUUGCCCUUUCAAUUGGAUCAGGAUUUGCAAGAUUUACGGCGACCCUAACUCAUGUGGCCCUGUUUCAUGGAAGUGAAAUCUUGAAACAAAGCAAGUCCGCAAUGAAGAACAUCAAACUGGACAUCCAUGCAAAAAUGAUGAAAAGUUAUAAACAAGUACCUCAAUGGUGGUAUCUGGUGCUGCUAAUAGGAAGUAUUGGCUUCUCCCUCUUAAUGUCUUUUGUGUGGAAAGAAGAUGUGCAGCUGCCAUGGUGGGGAAUGCUCUUCGCCUUUGCGUUGGCUUUCAUUGUUACCCUCCCCAUAGGCGUCAUUCAAGCAACAACCAACCAGCAACCUGGAUACGACAUUAUUGCACAGUUCAUAAUUGGGUAUGUCCUGCCGGGGAAGCCUAUUGCAAACUUGCUUUUCAAGAUUUAUGGACGAAUCAGCACUAUCCAUGCUCUAUCCUUCCUAUCAGAUCUUAAACUGGGACACUACAUGAAAAUUCCACCUCGGUGCAUGUAUAUGGCUCAGCUGGUGGGCACACUUGUCGCCGGCACAGUCAACCUAGCUGUUUCAUGGUGGAUGUUAGAGAGCAUUGACAACAUCUGCGAUAUUGACGCCCUCCACCCGGAAAGCCCUUGGACAUGCCCCAAAUUCAAAGUCACCUUCGAUGCCUCAGUUAUAUGGGGCCUAAUAGGACCAGAGCGGCUGUUUGGAGCCAGGGGGUUGUACAGGAACUUGGUUUGGCUAUUCCUCAUAGGGGCCGUGUUGCCGGUACCCGUCUGGGUACUCAGCAAGAUGUUCCCGGAAAAGAAAUGGAUUCCCUUGAUUAACGUACCUGUUAUAUCGUAUGGCUUUGCUGGAAUGCCGCCGGCAACUCCCACCAACAUAGCUAGUUGGCUCAUCACUGGGACCAUCUUCAACUAUUUCGUUUUCAGAUAUCGAAAGCGAUGGUGGCAGAAAUACAACUAUGUUCUGUCUGCAGCCUUGGAUGCUGGCACAGCUUUCAUGGCUGUUGUGCUCUUCUUUGCUCUGCAAAAUGAAGGCCGGAACUUGAAGUGGUGGGGAUCCGACCCAGACCAUUGCCCUCUGGCCACCUGCCCAACUGCACCCGGCAUCAUGGUUAAAAAUUGUCCAGUUUUCAAGUAGUCAUCUAAUGUGACUGCGGUCCUCUCCAAAAGCUGGUUCAUUUGAAUAACCCCUUCUUGCCCUUUUAGAAACAAUAUGCUGCUGCUUCCUUAGCUAUACUUUAUAUAUACUGGGUAUAGGAGAGGGCCAUCGCCCCUCAUGCCUGGUCCUAGAAAAUUUUUGUAUACAGCCAGCAUAUAUCUAUAAUAGAUUCCCGACACCAGCUUUGUUUUCA
Molecule: messenger RNA, 2592 nt
Organism: Diospyros lotus (date-plum)
Lineage: Eukaryota; Viridiplantae; Streptophyta; Magnoliopsida; Ericales; Ebenaceae
Product: oligopeptide transporter 3
Exons: 6
Coding region: 147-2378 (743 amino acids)
Biological process (GO): transmembrane transport
Molecular function (GO): oligopeptide transmembrane transporter activity
Source: RefSeq, a predicted model, not a curated record